Cercospora beticola is the source of this 3797-nucleotide messenger RNA. RefSeq names its product dynamin-related GTPase MGM1 (gene MGM1). NCBI's taxonomy places the organism in Eukaryota, Fungi, Ascomycota, Dothideomycetes, Mycosphaerellales, Mycosphaerellaceae. Gene Ontology annotation, cellular component: cytoplasm; membrane; microtubule. Gene Ontology annotation, molecular function: GTPase activity; microtubule binding; GTP binding. The record is from RefSeq and is a predicted model, not a curated record.
ACCAGAUCAUCGCGCCAAACUCAACAUCACGACUGUCAACCUCCUGGACCUCCGAACAACGUGCAUUUGGCGCCGAUGCUUGGACAAUGACUUCGAGGCUGCUGUCCUCGCGGCUCGCGCAGCGAACCCCGACAGCCCUCGUCCCAGCACCGCGACCCAAUGUAGCCACCCUCUACAGCAGCAGCGUGCUCGCUGCCAAAAGGCCCAUAACACACUCCGCAUUAUCUGGAUCAACAAGCGUUCUAAGAAGAUGGACUCAGCGGAAAGCCUGGCCUGCGGGCGCGAAUGCCAUGCACAAUCUGCCAGCAGUCCGCCAUGCCUCGUUCGCUCGUGUCAUCCCGAAACUCUUCAUGAAGCUGGCUCGUGUACCAGCGAUGAUGGGUUUGACGAUGGUCGGAGGUUUGGCAUAUUUGCAGUAUCAGACUGCCCAGGCUGGAGCGUAUGCAAUGGAUGUAUUCGGUCGGGCAAGGGACGCUACCGUGGGUGCGGCGAAUGGUGCGAUGGAAGGAAUGGGAGGCAUCUUUGCACAGAUCAGUCGAGGUGCUGAGAAGACUAAGGAGGAUGCAAAAAGCAUACAAAUGCCGCAGUGGAUGAAGGACAUAUAUGAGGGACGGGCAGGAGGAGAAGGAGGCGAAGGUGGAAGUGGUGGCCCGAACGAGCCCAAGCAGAGUGGUGUUGGCGUCACCGGAGCUGGUGCAGCCACCGCUGCUGCGUUCGCGCUUGACUCUGAGGGACAAGAGGAUGAUAGAACAGGAGACGAGGCGGCAAGAGACGACCAGAUGAUGCUGCUCACAAGGAAAAUGAUCGAGAUCAGGUCGCUAUUGCAGACUGUGGGACAAUCAGAAACGCUCACACUACCUUCAAUCGUUGUGGUCGGAUCACAGUCCUCAGGAAAAAGUUCUGUCCUGGAGGCCAUAGUUGGACACGAGUUUCUUCCCAAAGGCUCAAACAUGGUGACCCGGCGGCCGAUUGAGCUUACCCUGGUCAACACUCCCAAGGUGGCCGCAGAGUAUGGCGAGUUUCCUGCGCUGGGUCUUGGUCGAAUGACAGACUUCAGUCAGAUUCAAAAGACACUCUUGGACCUGAACUUGGCUGUGCCAGAGAAGGAUUGCGUCUCGGACGAUCCUAUUCAACUGAGAAUUUACUCGCCUAACGUUCCUGAUCUUUCUUUGAUCGAUCUUCCGGGUUACAUCCAAGUGGAGGCCUUCGACCAGCCCACCGAACUACGCACAAGGAUACAGGAUCUCUGCGACAAAUAUAUCAAGGCACCUAAUAUCAUUCUAGCCAUUUCCGCAGCGGACGUGGAUCUCGCCAAUUCGACAGCCCUUCGUGCGGCAAGGAGAGCGGAUCCGCGAGGCGAACGGACGAUUGGUGUUGUGACGAAGAUGGAUCUGGUCGACCCGGAGCGAGGGGCUCAGAUCCUCGCAGACAAGAAUUACCCUCUGCGGUUAGGCUACGUCGGCGUGGUCUGCAAAAUUCCGCAGGAAACGAGGUCUCUGUUCUCGCGAGGCGCACAAAACAUUACAAGCCUGAUUACGAAGAACGAAGCGGCCUUCUUUAAUGCCCACCCGGACACUUUCGGACCGGAGGCGAAGUCUAAUGUUACGGUUGGCACUCCAGCAUUACGCAAAAAGUUGAUGCAUGUUCUGGAGAGCACCAUGUCCGCGUCGUUGAAGACAACCAGUGAAGCCAUUCAUCACGAGCUCGCCGAGGCAUCGUACGAGUUUAAAGUGCAAUAUAACGAGCGACCUCUGAGUGCUGAGAGCUACCUUGCUGAGUCGCUGGACGUGUUCAAACAUGGCUUCAAGAAGGUUUCCGAAGAAUUUGGGCGGCAGGAAGUUCGUGAUAUCGUUAAGCGCGAGCUUGAUCAGCAGGUCCUCAAUCUGCUUGCACAAAGGUAUUGGAACAGGCCUGUGGAAGAUCUGCGGCCAGUCGAUCAAAACUCAGAAUCGAUUCAAGAGCCGCUCGAGAGUCUGCCCAAAGCAGACCCAGAGAAUCCUCUUUGGCAUCUGAAGCUUGACGCUUCGGCGUCCACACUCACAAAGCUGGGAAUUGGCCGCCUGGCAACGACAGUCACCGCGCAAGCACUACACAGUGCUGUGCAGGACCUUAUACAAAAUACUCCAUUCGCUUCGCACCCAUUUGCCGUGCAAGCCAUCACAAGCGCGUCUGAAAACAUCCUCAAAGACCUUGCGUAUGACACCUCAGACGAACUCGAAAUCUGUGUCAAGCCGUACAAGUAUCGAGUUGAGGUCACAGACCAUGAGUGGAAGCAGGGACGCGAAAACAUCUCCAAAGGCCUGAAAGAUGAAUUGCAGUCCUGCGAGAAUGCCCUGAAGGCAGUUGAAGAUCAGAUUGGCGGUCGAAGAAAGGCCAAAGACGUGUUGUCUUUCAUCGAUCGUGUGAGAAAAGGUGACAUCGUGCUGGAAGGCAAUGGCGUUGGAGGCGCAGGCGGCUUCUCAGCAGCUCUGCUUGAAAAGGGCAAAGAAGCUCUCUUCCUCCGCGAUCGUGCUGACAUAUUGCGCAUGCGCUUGGCAGCAGUCAAGAGUCGGCAGUGCGCGCAGCCCAAGAAUAAAUAUUACUGCCCAGAGGUUUUCCUUGACGCAGUGGCGGAGAAACUCACGUCCACGGCUGACCUCUUCCUGGACGCUGAACUAUUAUCCAAGUUCUACUACCAAUUCCCUCGCGUGCUGGAGAAAUGGGGACGCGAUCUGGACGAGAACACAAUUGAAAGAUUCGCACGUGAGGAUCCGAAGAUUCGUCGGCAUCUUGACGUGGUCAAGCGCAAGGAACUGCUCGAGCAUGUUCUGAAAGAAAUGGAGGGCCUCAGACAGCUCGAGGCUCGCGAGAAGAGGAACAGCAAUCGUGGGACACAGACAGAAGAGAAGAAGCGUCGCGGCUGGUUGUUUUGAUUGAAGCACAGCAUGUACAGACCACAGGGGCGUUUUUGAGUGAUAAGGAUGCAGCGUUCUCUUCAUAAGUAAUUCGAGCAUUCAGCGGAUGGCUUCCAUUUCGCGAGCUCCAUGUCCAUGUUCAAGAUCGACUUUCCUCGCCACCGCAAUCACCACAUCCACCACCUCAGGCUAGGAGCUCCAUUGUGCCAGCCUUGCACGCGUGCCAAUCCUUUCCGAGGACAGAUACUCCUGCUACCCUGGAUGCUAUCCCUCAGCCUUUUGAGAUCACAAUGUGCUCUUUCCGUAAUCAAAGCAAGCUGACCCGUCUUCGACCUCUGCGAAUGCAAGUCCUUUACCAUUUCAGUACUCAACGAUCUCCAUUCCUUCACCGCACCCGAACAAUUCAAAGGUCCAAUUCCAGACUCAAUCUUUCGCGCAACGAUAUCCUCGAUCUUAUCAACUUCCACUUUCGGCUCGGAACUCAACGGCUGUUGGUCCGGGAUUACUUCCACAAGCUCUUCCCAAACAAGCACAUCACGCAACCAGAUGCCAACACACUCUAUCCGAAUCUGUCGAUUCGUAGCGAAGAAAGCCGGUUCACGAAAGCUGAAUUUCUUGCAGCGUUUCUUUCGCUCUUCUAGUUCGGCGUACAUCGCGAAGAGAAAGAUUGCAUUCCUGAGCUCGCCGGGUAGCCGGAGGAGUCGUGACUGUGCAUUUUGCAAGGCUAGGAUCCGUCGGUGAGCUGCUUCUAAUUGGGUUCUUGCGUUUUGAAGUUCGGUAUAGGACAAGUUGUCCAGUUCUGUGAGGUCCAUUGUGUAGUUUGCCAUGAUUAGGGUCGAUGCUUUGAAAUGUUUCUUGCAGUUUCUUGGUUUUUGUUGAAGUUUGGAACAGUUCUGCGUGAAG